Molecule: messenger RNA, 1797 nt
Organism: Microstroma glucosiphilum
Lineage: Eukaryota; Fungi; Basidiomycota; Exobasidiomycetes; Microstromatales; Microstromataceae
Exons: 4
Coding region: 115-1707 (530 amino acids)
Source: RefSeq, a predicted model, not a curated record
CGUACCCAUUGCUGCACCUGCAUCACCUUCUCAUACAGCACCACUGCUCACCCAUCUCGUCGCAUCCUCAGCUGCCCAUUGGACAUCACUGCCUGUCUGCUCGUCCACCAGGCAAUGCCUCGUGUGACGCGGUCAAGCGCAAAGGCUGCCUCUACCGCUACAUCUUCCUCCUCGCCCCCGCUCAGUUCUGCAGAGCACGACAAGGAGGACGUCGUAGCUCCCGCCAUUCCCGGGGAUGGUGACGAUGAUAGCGACGACAGAAAGGCAGACGUCAUCGACCUGACGGAUGCCAAAAGCAGUCAUGGAGUCAUAGACGCGACAAGUGAGGCAUCGCCCUCUUCGCGUGGUGAGAUACUCCUCCUCGUCUUCAUACAUGGCUUCAAAGGCUCAGCAGAAACAACUUUCCUCGACUUCCCCUCCCGUCUGGCCCAUCUCCUACGCGAAACACAUACCGGCCUCAAUGUCAUCCCCAUCAUAUACCCCACUUACGACACUCGAGGAUCUUUAGCUACCGCCGUCUCCAACUUCGUAGAGUGGCUCACCAUGCAGACGCUCCAGCUCGAGUCCAAGCCAGGAAAGGAAGGGAGGGGACAAGGGAGGGGUUCAGUCAAGAUUGCUCUGUGUGGACAUUCCAUGGGCGGCUUGGUGGCCGUGGAUGCGGCAUUGAAGAUCGCAGAUGAGAAUGCUCUGAUGGGCGAAAAGGAUGCAGCGACGGGGAGGAUCGGGGAGCUAUGGCCCAGAGUGGUGUCCGUGAUUGCUUACGACUCGCCAUACUAUGGCGUGCAUCCAAAUGUCUUUAAGAAUCAAGCCACCAAGUACUAUACAUACGCGCAACAAGCCAGAGGUGUAGGGGCUCACUUUGCGCCCAUGGCGGCUGGCCUGGCAGCAGCGUGGGGCAUGAAUCGGAACAGUACCAAUCGUGCAAAUCAGCAACCUGCAGGAGGUGGUGGUGGCGCCGGGUGGGGUAAGCUGGCAGGCCUAGUCGGUGGAUCUGGAGCGCCUCCUUCAUCUUCCGGCUCUCAACCCGCCAAGAGCUCCUCAUCGGGCUGGAGUAACGCUCUUUGGGCUACCGGAGCAUUGGCUACAGCUGCUGCUGCCGGAGGCGUCGCGGCUUACUACAAGCGCGAGGAGAUCGGAGGGGCGUACGGCUACCUGACGGAGCACUUCGAGUAUGUCUCGAAUCUAUGGGAUGACAAGGGUCUGAGGCAAAGAUUGGACGCCCUAAUCGACUUGCCCUCUAUCCUCUUCCACGCCUACUACAAUCGUCUUCCCGCUCAAACCUCCUCCUCCUCCUUCAUGCAAGACCCACGACCACGAACAUUUACCAUUCUUCCCCCACUCUCUUCACACGCCGCCCGCCUCUUUACUCCAUUGGACAACCACGUCUCUCCAGACGAGAUAUCAGCGCACAUCGGCAUGUUCAGCGGCAAGCCGACAGAUAAUGACACAUUCCUCGAGAUGGGCAGACGCAGUGCGGAUGUCCUGGGCGAGGUAGUGCGGUCAUUCCAAGCUGCUGGUGGAGCCGCAGAGGGUAUGAAUGCAGGGCAGAGUCGGAUGCAGGAACGAGAGCGGCCGCUGGGGGAUGCAGGAGAGGAAGAUGGGCUCAGAAGUGGGGAUGCUGGGCUGGAGGGGGAGGAAGAAGAGAUCAAGAGGGGAUGGAGGGAGGCUAGGAGCACUAGCGCGGACGGAUUCGAGGAACGCACGUGAGAAUGUCAUAUUCGCGGCGAAUACCUGCCUCCUUAUUGUACUGUAGACUUGCUUCGACUUCAUAGCAUCGAUGUCACUCGUGUAGAGCUU